CCUCGGUCGACAGUUAAGCAGGCUGACCAGCGCCGGUACCACCCGCUAGCCCCUGACAUGGACACAGUGGUGCCCCCGUAAAUAAAGCAAAGCGGCGUUGACGGUCAAGGGAGCGGAGCGCUAUAUCAGCCGAGUGCUGCUUUUGCAGUGCGAGGACGAGGAAGUUCAUCUCUCCGCCCCAAUCGGGUUCUUCCCAACCCUAAUGGCUUAAGAAACCAUGGAGCCAACCCUAGAGACCCUCCAAGACAGCAGCGCCGACCGAUCGCCAUCGGUCACCGGCGAUUCUUCCCCCUCGGGGUCCGUCCCUUACCGCCGUCUCAAUGCCCGGGUAGCAGAGUUCGUCCCUCGCUCCACACAGCUCCACGCGUCUUCCCCGGCGUCGAUCCAGCACUGCCACUCUCCCUUGUCUCGCCCCGUGAUGCAUGCCUUCCAACAAGCGCCCCUCAGUCCUACUUACUUUACUCCUGGGCCGAGUUCGUUCGAGCACUACGGGGCUUCGUCAGCCGGUGGCUCUGGCGAUGAAGAGGGAGGGCACACUGGCGCUGAUCCUGAACUAGUCCCUCUGGAGAGGGAUGGACUUUCGGAGGAAUUUGUACAACAGAUCACGAAGCAGGUUGAGUAUUAUCUCAGUGAUGUGAACCUUGCUACAACUGAACACUUGAUGAGAUUCAUAAGUAAAGAUCCUGAUGGAUUUGGCAAACAACAUGGAUAUUGUGAACGUUUUAGUCUUCUGAGAGAUCUUCCUUUAGUGCCAAUAUAUGUAAUAGCUGCAUUUAAGAAGAUCAAAGCAUUAGUUCACAAUAAUUCACAGCUUGCUAUGGCACUCCGAACAUCUUCAAGACUGGUUGUAAGUGAAGAUGGGAAGAAAGUUAGGCGUCAGCAGCCUUUUACAGAGUCGGACAUGGAAGCAUUGCAGUCUCGCAUUGUUGUUACUGAAAACUUGCCUGAAGAUCAUUGUUACCAGAAUCUCUUAAAGAUCUUCUCAUCUGUUGGCAGUGUAAAGACUAUACGCACAUGCUAUCCACAACUUGCCAAUGGAAUAGCUUCUUCAAAUAAUAGACCAACAAGACUUGAAGUGCUCUUUGGUAGCCGAUUGCAUGCAUUUGUGGAGUACGCGACUGUUGAAGAUGCCGAAAAAGCAGUUGCUGAACUAAAUGAAGAGAAGAAUUGGAGAAGUGGUCUCAGAGUUAAAUUUUUUCCUAAAUUCUUGACAAAACAUGGGCUAGCUCGAGGAAGAAAAGGACAUGAAGGUGAAUUUAAUGGAGAUGAUGUGUCCACAUCAAACCAAUCAAAUGAAAGACAGAUUGAUGAUGCCUAUCACUUAUCUGAGGCAUCACAUGAGCAUGAGAAUGAGGAGGGCAAUGAUAAUGACGGAGCACCAAGGCGAGGGAGAGGCUGGGGACGUGGAGGGGCAAGGCUUGGGCAUGGUCAGCAUCACAACAAUAGUCGUGUAGCCGCCUCUCUGGUUGGCACCCCACCAUCUAGCCAUCUUAUUCAUUCUGACCGUGAGCAGCCUGUUCCAAACAAACCACCUCCCGGUCCUCGAAUGCCAGAUGGCACUAGGGGAUUCACCAUUGGUCGAGGGAAAUCAGCCAUUCCUGCAAGUACAGUCUAAAAAUGUUUUUAGUGUUUUCCUCUAUAUUCAUUCUCCAUGUGUAUGUUGUGGUCGUCAUCAGCCAAUCCACGGCUUUUAGUGCCGGUGCUGAUUUUGGUGUCACUGUAUCCAUUAUAUUAGCUGUGGUUGGACUAGUUUUUGUGGUCGAUUUGCAGGUUGUAUGUUGUUGGGUUCUUACUUUUCAUGGUCUGUUCUCCAAAGUAAAAAAAAAAUGCAAGGGAAUGAGAAAGGGAAGUUGGUACUUAA
This is a messenger RNA of Zingiber officinale, 1861 nucleotides long. RefSeq names its product la-related protein 6B-like. Gene Ontology annotation, cellular component: nucleus. The record is from RefSeq and is a predicted model, not a curated record. Lineage: Eukaryota; Viridiplantae; Streptophyta; Magnoliopsida; Zingiberales; Zingiberaceae. Gene Ontology annotation, molecular function: mRNA binding. The transcript has 11 exons. Bases 218 to 1615 code for a protein of 465 amino acids. Gene Ontology annotation, biological process: RNA processing.